CCCGAUGCUCACGUCAGCUGCUUCUCCUCAUUCGUUUCUCGGGAAAUCGACUUCCGUCUUCCGGGAAGCUUAGGGUUUUGAUUUUUUUUGCGGAGGAGGCCGUGGACUGAGAUCGAUCUGGCUUGUUGAGGGUUUUUGGAGAGGAUCUGAUGGUCAGCAAUCAAGAAUUAGCUUCCAGUCCCAUUGACCUCUUCCGGCUGGCGGCACGGUGGAGGUCGGGCCCGGAGUGGAAGAAGAUGGAGGAGGAGCUGGAUUCGGAGCCAGUGCCGUCGCACCUGAACACAAUCAACAGCUCAGGCUUGUUCAACAUCGUCUCGACGGAUAAGAUGUCGGUACAGUACGUAGGAUGCCAACAUCAUGGGCAUGAUGUUGGGGUGGUGCAGGCUGAUUGCCCCGCCCCUACUCGGCGGUUCGUGUACUACUUCGAGAUGACGGUGAAGAAUGCGGGUCAGAAGGGGCAGAUUGCCAUCGGUUUCACCACGCAGCAGUUCAAUAUGCGGCGGCAACCUGGUUGGGAAGCUAAUAGUUGUGGAUAUCAUGGGGACGAUGGUUGUCUUUAUCAUGGACAUGGAAAAGGGGAAUCUUUUGGCCCCACAUUUACAUCUGGUGAUACAAUAGGUGCUGGUAUCAAUUAUGCAUCACAAGAAUUCUUUUUCACAAAAAAUGCAAAACUUGUUGGAAUCGUCCCCAAAGGUAUAAAAGGUCCUUUGUAUCCAACAAUUGCUGUUCACAGUCAGAAGGAAGAGGCAACUGUCAACUUUGGGCAGUAUCCGUUCCUUUUUGACAUUGAGACUUUUAUAUUGGAAGAGAGAAUGAAGCUGCCAAAAAUGGUCGAAAAGUUGUCCCUACAACCUGAUGUCAGUCAUUGGAUUGUGCGUUCGUAUCUGCUACACUAUGGGUACCAAGAUACACUAAAUUCAUUUGACAUUGCAAGUGAAGAUACGUGUCCUUCAAGUCCUGCAGUACAAGAAAAUGGUUUUGGUGAACAUGGAGAUGUAUAUGCACUUAGCCACAGAAAAGUUUUGCGCCAGCUCAUCAAGAAUGGGGAAAUCGAUACUGCAUUUCAAAAGCUUCGAGAAUGGUAUCCUCAGGUUGUGCAGGAUGACACAUCAAUUGUUUGUUUCUUGCUUCAUUCUCAAAGAUUUAUUGAGUAUAUCCGGGUUGGGUUCUUGGAGGAUGCCGUAAGAUACGCCCGUGCUGAACUGGCCAAUUUUUUUUCAGUUAAACCUUUCACCGAGCUUCUUGAGGACAUUAUUGCGCUGCUGGCAUACAAUGCACCUUUGGAAUCAUGUGUGGGCUAUCUACUUGAAAUGUCGCAGCGUGAGUUUGUUGCAGAUGCGGUGAAUGCAGUGGUCUUAUCGACAAAUCCUAACUUGAAGGAUCCUGAAAGCUGUAUGUGCACGGUCCUUGAGAAGUUACUGAGGCAACUGACAUUGUGCAGCUUGGAAAGAAGGGCAUUUAAUGAAGAUCAAGGGGAGGCAUUCUAUCUCCACAGAGAAUUACACGGGGCAGGAAAGGCCAAGUAUUAGCUAGUAAGACACUUGUCCGUGUGAACUGGCAGAUGCUCCUUAUAUGCUGCAGUAGUUGGUCCCAUUUUUUUGACAGGUUAUCAGACGAGCAUGAAAUUCAUGGUUUGGCUUUGAGAAAAGCUACCGAUGACCAAUGUGUAAAGACAUACUGUCCACGAGACUGAGAAUUGCUGCCUUGAAAAGCUUUUUAUUGUGCCAUUUCCUGCACACUGAACAUCUAAAUUGUAAGUAAGUUACAAUAGUUAGAACCAUGAGCAAUUGUCUUGCAUACCUCGUGUUGCGAAAUUUGUGCAAUUUAGUGCAUGGUUACUGUUUGGACUGAUUCCUGCCUUACCAUGAUUGUGCGUGUGUGGAUUUUGACACGGAAAACAGCUACAUUUAUGGGCUUGACUCUCUAGAUACCUUAAAUAUGAAGCCUUGAAGAGCUAAGAUAUUGAA
Molecule: messenger RNA, 1967 nt
Organism: Phoenix dactylifera (date palm)
Lineage: Eukaryota; Viridiplantae; Streptophyta; Magnoliopsida; Arecales; Arecaceae
Product: ran-binding protein M homolog
Molecular function (GO): protein binding
Source: RefSeq, a predicted model, not a curated record